Molecule: messenger RNA, 1578 nt
Organism: Saprolegnia diclina VS20
Lineage: Eukaryota; Oomycota; Saprolegniomycetes; Saprolegniales; Saprolegniaceae
Exons: 5
Coding region: 1-1578 (525 amino acids)
Source: RefSeq, a predicted model, not a curated record
AUGGAUGCUGAUGGUCGCGUGUCCAAGUCGUACGAUGAAGAUGAUGAUACGCAUGACGAUGAAGUAAACGAGUCGGGAUUGCGCUUCGACACCGACGACACAACGACAAAGCGAUACACAGUCCAGGAGCAGCGAGCGGUGAUUCGGCAGAUCCACGAAAGCAAUCAGAUCCUCAAGCAAGAGCUUGCGAUCGAGCUGCGCGAGGCCAAGACGAUGAUGGGUGCGGCCAAGCAGGAAAAGCUCCAGCGCCUCCAGAAGCAGAGCACGUCAUAUACGCAGAAGAUCGAGGUUGAGAAGCGCACGAUCGUCAAGCUUGAGGCUGCGAUCCGUCGGCACCAUGACGAGUUACAACGCGUCCGCGAUGAGUUCGUGCAAAGCGAAAAGCUCGAGUCAGCUGCCGCUGCUAUGCGUCGCCUCCGCGCCCUUGAGAACCGGCUCGAGAUAUCACUCGUCAAGAAGAACGAAGUCGACUCCGUGAACAAGCACCUGCGCCAGCAAAUUGACAAGGUCCGGCGCGACCGGGUCGUUUUUGAUGGUAUCUACAAGAAACUCGAGCGAGAAACGUUCGAGUACAAAGCGCGCCUCGAAGCGGCGACGUCUGAGCUCGCUCGCAGCGUCUCAGGCAAAGUUCAGAUUGAUAAGGAAGUGCACGAACUCCAAGCUCUCGUCGACGCAGAGCAGCAGUCGUAUGAAAAAGAGUUCCGCGAGCUUCGGCUGCUCAUCGCCUCGUCAAGCCACGAGGCCGCGGAGCUCGCGCGGGCAAUUGAGUUGGCCCCCGAAGCCGAGAUUGUCAGCGGCCAGCUGUCGCCUGACCAGGAGCUGACUCUGCACCAUGCCUCGGCACUCUCGUCAUGGAAGAUUGCGUACGAUAAAGCGAUGGCGAGCGCUUCGAGCGCCGAAGCUGUCAAGUACCAACAACUCUUCGAGCACAUCUUUGCCGAGACUGGCGUCCCCGAUGCCGAAAGGCUAACACUUGAAAUUCAGCGCAAGGACGAAGACAACUUCAAAAAAUUCAAGCACGUUGAAGGCCUCCACAAAGAAGUGGACGACGUGCGCAUUGAGUUGGAUCGGACGGUCGCGGCGCUCGAAGCGUACAAGCAGCAGGAAGGACUUGGCGCAAGCGUCCUUGAUAAGACGCACCUUCGUGCGCUCAGUGCCAAGCUGCGGUCCAUCGACGAGCGCAACACCCAGAUGGAUACCGAGUUCGACGAGACGUGCGUGCGUCUCGGGCGGAUCAAGGCGUCCGUGCACUCGAUCUUUACGCUCCUGCAUCAAACAACCGAUAAGCAAAAAACGCCGUCUCACGGUAGCCUUACCGACAUUACGGACGCGAACAUGCUCGAGUACCUCGAAACGAUCGAAAAGUGCGUCAUCGCGCAGCUUACGCCAGCACCAGCCGCCACUCAUAGCGCCGCCAAGCCAAAGUCCAAGCACGCGAUUUCUCCUGCGAGCUUACCUGUGGCCGAGACGUCUAGUAGUUCGGGAGCGCGACUUCUCGACGAAGAUGAACGCGCACUCACCUACGACGAGUUGCGCGAAGCUGCCCAGGACGAAUUUCUGCUGACGGCGCCGUCGUAA